AUGGGUGGCGCUUUGGAGCUGGGAGUUGCCUACGAUCUUCCGUUGAUCUUUAUGGCUGGAAUAAUCGUUCGCGUUCUGGGAGUAGAUAAUCAAAAACGUCAUUUCACCUUCGGAGGCAGCGCAAAAGACUCUGACUGCGUCAUAAGUACUGUGGGAAAGUCUCAUGUGACUCAGGCCAUGAAUGGUACCGAUCUCUUUACUUCUCCUCCAAAACAACCCCCAAAGGUCCAAGUCGGCCACCCUCCACUCCCUCCACUCAAAGAUGUCCCAGAAGAACGGAUUUUAGAAAUAUACGGCCCUCCAACUAGCUUUCAGGAAGACCAGCUCAGAGACGCGUUAGAAGCUCUCUGCGACCGUCUUAACGGGCGCGACGCUGGAUAUUUUUUUGAUAGUUCCGGAGUCCGCACGUUCAUAGUGCUUGAAAAUCCAGCGGCCGUAGACGAAGCUAUUGCCAAUCGAGACAAACUCAUCAUAGAUCCUAUCCAGGCCAGUGCACAAGAUGCUCUGUCAUCCAUGGUGUUUUCCCGGGCGACCGAGUCCUUCGAGCUCAGGGAGUUUAUGAACUUUGCAAGCUCUGGGGCAGGCUUAGGAACGACACUCUCACCGUUGCAUAGUCCUCGCCCUUUCGGUGGAGGAAUGCACGCUCCUCUGACUUUUAGUGCGCUGCCUCCCCCAGCCUUGCCUAUCAACUAUUCAGGCUCCCGAAUUGGAUCUCCCAGUAUUUCAGCGCUUGGCUUGGUCAAUCCACGCACACCCAGCCCUCCAAGGAAAAGCAAAACUGCACUGGAACUUGGACUCGAAACAUUGGCUCAGCAAUGGGGCUCACCAUCCCCUGAAGCUACACGCGUCUUCCGAAGUAUUGGAAGCCCUCGAAAUACGCCGCUUGGUGCACGAUUGUUUUCCCCACUCCAUAAUUACAAUGCCAGCGAUGACGAACUUACCCGUGGUCGCGGGCGAAGUCGUCAUAUCAGCAACGAUAUACAUUCUGAUCCAACGCUUCCAGCAGCGAAAAAGGUCAAGCGACAUGCUUCGUCGGACGUAUCCCGGGUAAUGGCUGCAGACGUAUUAAACGAUCUCCUAGAGAGAAUGCGGUGUGAACUCUGUUCAGAACUCAUGGUUGACCCACACGCUCUCACAAACACCCACUGCGGCCAUUCGUUCUGUUGCUUAUGCAUUAUCCGGCACAUAAUCGACUCGCUUCCUGAAGGCUUGCCAAAUCCAGCUUUUGCACCACAGCUGAUUCGUUGCCCAAGCUGCGAUAUUGAUGGCUCACCACCAGGGUCUCCAUCUCCAUCUCCAUCUCCAGGAAGUCGAAGGGGGUUAAUAUCUCGUCAAACAACGCUUGCGUCGAUUGUUUCCUCUGUUUAUGAGACAUUGAUACAUGAAGAAGUUGAAGGAUGGGUACCACCUGAUGAAUUUAAGCGAAGAUCAUAUGACAACCGCGUAGAAGAAAAUGCGGGGGCUCUUGUGGAUUGGAACGCGUGUUGGCUAAACAGUGGCGACUUUUCGCAAUUGAGAGACAAACUCGCGCGGCGAUAA
This is a messenger RNA of Rhizoctonia solani, 1539 nucleotides long. RefSeq names its product Zinc finger, C3HC4 type (RING finger) protein. The coding region runs from base 1 to 1539 and encodes 512 amino acids. The transcript is spliced from 7 exons. NCBI's taxonomy places the organism in Eukaryota, Fungi, Basidiomycota, Agaricomycetes, Cantharellales, Ceratobasidiaceae. The record is from RefSeq and is a predicted model, not a curated record.